Podarcis lilfordi (Lilford's wall lizard) is the source of this 2833-nucleotide messenger RNA. Lineage: Eukaryota; Metazoa; Chordata; Lepidosauria; Squamata; Lacertidae. The record is from the annotation of a GenBank genome assembly.
GUUCCUUCUUGCGUUUGAGGGUUCGGAAAAAUACGUUACCAACACCCUUAAAUUCUCGUUUCUUGGAAGAUGUCAACAGGCAUGGAAACCAAGGAGAAAUAGAAUGGUGAGAUUAUAAUGGAACAGAACUUCAGUACACAGAAGGAUCUGAUGAGGAAUGAAGGACCAGGGAUGGUUACCACCAAACCUGUUGGAAGCAUCAGAGGAAGUGAUGAGCAAAUAAUCUAUCUCCUUGGCAGUCCCUGCUCUGCCUACAUAUAGGGUUAGUGUUCGGGCCAUGAAAAAUAUAACAGAGUCAGAAGCAAUAGUGUAGUGUAAAUGGCUUGGCUCUUCAGUGGGGCUGGGGGAAGAUGAUGGGGGAAGUCAUUUCCCAGUAAGGGGCCUCCAAGGAGUCUGCCUGCCUCCUCCCACUCAGCUGCCCUACAGCUGAGGGGGAGGCGGCGGGCAGAACAUUUGGCACAGCGUGGAGCCUGUGAGCGUCCAAGCCACCGCGUCACUCCCAGGAGAGAUGCGUGGCUCGGGCGCGCUGCAGGCCCCACAGUGAGUGCCACCCUGCAUUUUGUCACCCCCCUCCUCAGUGGUGACACCCGGGGCGGCCCGCCCCUACCAUACACCCCUUCCUCCACCCCUGGCUAGGCUACUGUACAAAGGCAAAAUUUCCAUUCAUUGAUCUACCCACUUUGAAUGAAGGGAUUUGAACUAUUCUACCCACAUAACACAGCAUGACAAAUAUAGGCAUUAUGGUGGCAUGACAGUAACAUCAAAAAAUGUUGCAAAAUGAUGAGCCAAUGGAAAUGUUUAGCAUUGAGAUAUUGCUGCUGUGUGAUAAAUUUCAUCUUGUAAAACACUUGCUGGAACAAUUUCUACGUUGUCAAUAUGUUGUGUAUUACAUACAUUCAACAGCUAGGAAUAAUAAUAAAAAACUAAUAAGAACCAGUAGGAGGGGGAAAUGUAUGUUUUAUUUAAUGUUUUUAUAGUAAUCAAACCGACAUAGCAGGGAUUUGCUGAUUAGUGAUGGUUAUUUUAUCCAUUUAUGAUGUGCUUUUAGAAUGUUAUUCAAGAUUGGUUUGGAAACCUUGCAGGGAACUCUAUUGCAAUUCUGUUUUUGGAAUUGAACUUUCAUCAAAUGACUGAUUAAAUUAAUGUGAAAAUACUGGUUCGCACAAAGGCACACAUUUACCUCAGAGUAAGGGAAUAUAGGGCUGGAUUCAACUAAGUAGGGGCACUAUUGAGAACUACCACAAGUCCUGCUUGUGAAACAGGGCUUUCUCUCCCACCAACAUAUGCCCUGCACACAAGAGGAGGAGAGGAGAGACGUUAGGCAAGUAGAAUGAUAGCGUUGAUAGAAAGUUUGUGUUAGCUCACAACUUGCAUGACAUCUGAGUAGGCAAGUACAUUAUAGUGCAAUCCUAUGUGUGUCUUCUUAGACUUAGUUCCAUCAAGUUCAAUGGGGCUUACUCUGAAGAAAGUGGAUAUGGGAUUGCAGCCUUUAUCCCAGAGAAACCAAUGGAACACUUUAGUAAUGACUAACCCAAGCUCCACUGAUUUAAAUGGGAUCAAAUCAUGACUAACACUACAAUCCUAUGCAUGCCUACUCAAAUGUAUGCACCACUUAGUUAAUUUCACUAACUUCAAGUUUAUAUAGGAUGACAAUUGGAUCAAUCUGCACAUAUUUUUCCAGGUCUACAACUUUUAAUUCAGGCAUGGUGAACCUUUGGCCUUGCAGAUGUUGCUGAACUACAACUCCCAUCAGCCUCAUCAAGCAUGGGCAAUGGCCAGAGGUGAUGGGAGUUGUAGUUUAGCAACAUCUACAGGGCCAGAGGUUCCCCACACCUAUUGAUCAAUUCAUGUCAGCGUCUGGGCAGAGGAGGAAUGGUGGAGACCGCCUCCCCAGCCUGACCCUUCCAGAGAAGAAGGAGACAGUUCAGAAUUACAACACGGGUUUGAGGGAGGUCACAGCUCAGAGGCAGAUGAGGGGGGAAGCUGGGAAAUAAUGGGAGAGGAAGAGGAAGGAGCACUAGUGGAGUGACAGCUGACAGACUCAGUGUCUUUAGAAAGCAUUCCAGACCCGCCCCCUUCUCCCAAAACAUUGCGGGCCUUGAAAGUAGUAGAGCAAAGAGCUCAAAGGCCGAAGUUGCUUUCCAGCACCCACAGCAAUGACUCAUGAGGAAGUCGGAGAGAUGGAUGGGGUGGGGUUUCACUCAGAGCAAUGCCAUUAUUCUGAGGGGCCACGUUCCCAAGCCUCUCUCUGUGAAUAUUGAAUAAAAGCAGAUGGCAAGGCGUUGGCUCCUCUGCCACCUGAUAAUAAUAAUAAUAAUAAUAAUAAUAAUAAUAAUAUAAUUUGUUAUUUAUACCUCGCCCAUCUGGCUGAGUUUCCCCAGCCACUCUGGGUGGCUUCCAAUCAAGUGUUAAAAACAAUACAGCAUUAAAUAUUAAAAACUUCCCUCAACAGGGCUGCCUUCAGAUGUCUUUUAAAAAGAAGAUAGCUGCUUAUUUCCUUCACAUCUGAAGGGAGGGCGUUCCACAGGGCGGGCGCCACUACCGAGAAGGCCCUCUGUCUGGUUCCCUGUAACCUCACUUCUCGCAAUGAGGGAACCGCCAGAAGGCCCUCGGGGCUGGACCUCAGUGUCCGGGCUGAACGAUGGGGGUGGAGACGCUCCUUCAGGUAUACAGGACCAAGGCCAUUUAGGGCUUUAAAGGCCAGCACCAACACUUAGAGGGGCAAAGUUCUUCCCGACUCUUGGUUGACACUGUUCAUUACCAUUUCUUUCUUAUCUCUUUCAGUUUUUCCUUUGAUGAAGUUACCUCAUACUAUGAGCCACCUGUGGAUUGA